Messenger RNA from Scophthalmus maximus (turbot), 3637 nucleotides. RefSeq names its product diacylglycerol lipase, beta (gene daglb). Lineage: Eukaryota; Metazoa; Chordata; Actinopteri; Pleuronectiformes; Scophthalmidae. Gene Ontology annotation, biological process: lipid metabolic process. The record is from RefSeq and is a predicted model, not a curated record. The transcript has 16 exons. Bases 677 to 2710 code for a protein of 677 amino acids.
GGAUGGCUGCUGUUGCAAUCGGGUCUCACCGACGGACAGACACCUGUCGAGUAAAACAAAAACAAACCAGCUGCAUUCUACAUUUUGCUACAUUUGAUGUCACCUAAACCUCUUUAAUGGAUAUGUAACGUUAGGCGUUGGAAUAUUAACAGCUAAACAAAGUCGUGUUUGUCGAACUGGAUUAGCAAUCAAUUUCUCGGAGGAGUAUUCUUCCUUUUUUUUUUUUUAGCGAGAUAGCUAAACGUUAGAAGCUAGUCACGAGAACGGUAUAGCAUCCCGCUAGCUGUUGUUACCGCAUUAGCGACGUGAUCCAACGUCAGUCAAGCUAGCUACUUGUUGGCAGGUCCCAACCCGCCACAGUGUAUACUCCCGACACCCUAAAAGGAAGAUAGCAGAUAACGUUAGCGGACGCGCACGCCUCUGCCAGAACACUCUGACGCUAGCUCGUUGUAGCUAGCCUACGCUUGCAAGGCGGGACACAUUGAGCAACACUGGAAAGGAGAAUGUGACAACAAUGGGUACGGCUCUCAUCCAGCCAUCGUAGCUGCCGCCUUUGGCAGUGAGGUCAUGCGUGACGUGAGCUGUGCGUUGCUCAAGAGCAUCCUGCCCGCUUCAUAAGUGGCGAAGAGGUCGCUCAGAUCGCCAGUGGGGGGACUUGGGCUCGUUCGGCUGCGAAAUGCCCGGAAUGGUGGUGUUCGGUCGGCGGUGGGGGAUCGCCAGCGACGACCUUGUUUUCCCCGGCUCCUUUGAGCUGUUCGUCCGUGUACUUUGGUGGAUUGGCACUUUGAUCCUGUACACUCACCACAGGGGUCACUUUGAUUGCAACGGAAGACGAGUAGACACGAGCAAACCCUUUUGUCUACGGGUGGAGAUCUUCGCCCCGUUGUGCAAUGCGAGAAAACGUGUUGUCCGUGAUCGUUUCCCAGGUACCAUCACGAACCCCGGCCCGCGCCGCUCUAUCCCCGCUCUGGUGUACCUGCGCGCUCUCCUGUACAUUCCUGAGCUGGUGUGGGCCUGUCUGGGAGCGUUCUGGGUGUCUGAUGAUAGCAAAGGCUGCGAUCUUGCCACAGUGGGCGCUGUCGUCGCAGCAGUGAUUGCCAGCUGGAUCAUCCUGCUCUUCACGGGGGUGGGCGUGGUGUUUGUGUUUGACCCUCUGGGCAACCCCCGUACUCAGCCCGCCGCCAUGGAGCCCCUGGGAGUGCGGGACCUGCAGAGCACCGAGGGCACCCAGUUCUUCUCCACGGCUCGCUCCCUGGCCGUCAAAGUGUGGGAGAGCAGGCUGCGCCUCCUGUGCUGUUGUCUGCCGCAGGACGAAAGCCACCGGGCAGCGUUCUCCAGCAUCGCGCAGCUCGUCAGCAGAUUCUUCUCCGACACAGAUCUGGUCCCCAGUGACAUAGCUGCUGGUUUGGCUUUGCUGCACCAGGAGCAGGACAAGAUGGAGCAAAGCAGAGACCCGGACGACAUAGUGACUCACAGUCCGUCCUCUCCCAUAGGAGAAGAUUUGGAGGCCGAGCUAGAGAAAGCCUCUCACUGUAUGCAGUUUGCUGCAGCCGCCUAUGGCUGGCCCCUCUACAUUUACUCCAACCUCCUUACUGGGCCCUGCAAACUUAGUGGAGACUGCUGUAGGAGUCGUGCAGCGGAGUAUGACAUUGUAGGAGGAGACCACCUCGGCUGUCACUUCUCAUCCAUCCUGCAGAGCACUGGUUUGCAGUACAGAGACUUCAUCCACGUCAGCUUCCACAACCAGAUCUACGAGAUCCCCUUUUUCGUGGCUCUGGACCAUAAGCGAGAGGCUGUUCUGGUGGCUGUCAGAGGAACACUGUCACUAAAGGAUGUCCUGACAGACCUGUCUGCUGAAUGUGAGAACCUGCCUAUAGAAGGAGUGACAGGAGCCUGCUAUGCUCACAAGGGCAUGUGCCAGGCGGCCGGUUACAUCUACAGGAAGCUGGUCAACGAUGGCAUCCUGAACCAGGCCUUUUCUGUUGCACCGGAAUAUAAACUGGUGAUCACUGGUCACAGUCUGGGCGCCGGCACAGCUUCACUGCUGGCCAUACUUUUGCGCCCUUCCUUCCCCACCCUGCAGUGCUACUCCUUCUCUCCACCAGGGGGACUCCUGAGUAAGGCCUUAGCUGAUUACUCCAAGGACUUUGUGGUGUCCGUCGUGCUGGGAAAGGAUCUGGUUCCCAGACUGAGUAUUCCUAACAUGGAGGAUCUGAAGAGAAAGAUUCUUAAGAUUGUUUCAAAUUGCAAUAAGCCUAAAUAUCGCAUCCUGCUGCGAGGGUGUUGGUACGAGCUGUUCGGUGGAGACCCUGAUGACUUCCCCACUGAGAUGGACAACAGGAGGGAGGAGGAGCUCAGCCAGCCGCUGCUGGGGGAGGAGUCGCUGAUUAUUCGCCACUCGUCGUCCUAUCAGAGCCUGGCAUCGGACGACUCGCCUGCCCACAAGGCGGCCCACUUGCCCCUGUUCCUACCUGGACGCGUUCUGCAUAUCACAGAAGAUGGGCCGUCACGGAGAUCCUGUUUUUCCCAGGCCAGGUACCGGGCGGAGUGGUCCAACGAAAUGGCAUUCAGGAGUAUUCUGAUCAGCCCCAGGAUGCUCGCCGAUCACAUGCCUGACGCCGUGCUCCGGGCGCUCAACAGCCUGACCAGUGAGAGGCCCUUCUCCCUCUGCCCGUCGUCCCUGAACGACAGCCAGCACAAUACGAUCUGAGAUCGCACCGCACAGACUUGACUCCUUAUCCUGUCUGCGAAAGCCCACUUCUGUUCACGUCAGCCAUUUGUGUUUCUCCACGCCUGAUCCAGGAUCGUUUCAAGUACUCCACUUGGCCUAUAAUCCAAAACAUGUUGGUCCCAGGCCUUAUUAUUGUUGCGCUUUUCUAAAGCAUGUACAUUUGGACUUGAUUGUAAUGGAAAUGGAAAAAACACCGCCGGAGCAAAAGGACCUGCUUUUUAAGUUGCACUUUUAAUUAUUUAAUUUGAACGAUUUGUUUCAUUUAAGCUCGCUGUGAUUGUUCAAGAGCAAGGAGCAAAUAAUGCCAUUAUCAUUUGAAUGUGCGUUGUGAACAAUAUUUGACUGUGCUGCUGUUAUAGUGUAACGUCGCUGUUCUACAUCUUAUUUUUUGUGUCCUCUCUGGACUUCCUUGUAUGUGUCGAUGACUGAGGAGCAGCCUCGUCAUGUGUGUGAGGAUGUAGAGGUGACGUCGACCUCCAGACGUGGACUUGAGCUUUUACGUCUCCGUUGUAUCGUGACUUGUGGUUAGUCUGUCUUGUGUUUUAAUGUCUUGAGACAUCAGGGUGAACAGUGCCUAUGCAUCACAGAAAGACAAAAAAAAAUAGUUGGCAGAAUUGCUUCACAGGAAAGACUGAAGAGUGCCAUGUGUGUUUACAGUAAGCUGUCCUGCAUUUUCACCAAUGCAGUUCGAACAGUGCAUGGUGUUUGACAUAAACACGAUAGAUGUAAGUGCUAGAAAGAUGGUUACCAUUUUGUGGGAACCGGGUUACUUGCCAUGAAUAUAACAUUUUUUGUUUUUCUUCCGGUAAUAGAUUUAAGUUUGAACAAACUUAUGCCUGCAUAACUAUUUCACAUCCUCAAUGGAAUGCAUUGGGCUCCCUGCUGCAAAUAAAAGCUUCCUCUGAA